Chaetomium globosum CBS 148.51 is the source of this 1041-nucleotide messenger RNA. RefSeq lists its product as uncharacterized. The transcript has 2 exons. The record is from RefSeq and is a predicted model, not a curated record. Lineage: Eukaryota; Fungi; Ascomycota; Sordariomycetes; Sordariales; Chaetomiaceae. Bases 1 to 1041 code for a protein of 346 amino acids.
AUGCCAGCCGAUCUCGCGAAGCGCACCCCGCAAGAAACCAUCCAGGCGGUCAACCAAGUGUCAGUCAGGAAGGGAGCAGUCGCAGCCCGAAGGCUCCCCAGCGGCGACACAAUCGUCACAUUCCAGAGCGCAGGGGCAAGAGACUGGUACUCGACGAACACCAACUGGGUCAGGGAGGCUUUUGGAGAGCAGGCCGAAGAGAGCAAGCGAACCUUUGCAGUGCAGCUGAAAGGCGUGUGGAAGACGAACCUCCAAGGGGGAGGCGACCCGGGCAACGGUGCUGGUCGCUUUAACCUCCCAGGAGGAAGCACACAAGGCGUGCGACGAGGGAGUGAUCUGGAGGGCUCAACUACUGGACUGCGAGCCUUACUGGGCCGCCCUCAGCCCAACGCAGUGCUACAAGUGCUGGAAGUGGGGGCACACGCAGCACUAUUGCAAGGCGACUCCAUUGUGCCCGCGUUGCGGGACCCAAAGCCCAUGGAGAGGGCGGCAGGGAAGGCGAGGCCCAGUGCCCUACUCACAAAAACGAAAUUCCGCUACGGUGCCCGGCCUGCGGAGGAAGACAUCCGGCGUGGUCAGGAGAGUGCCCGGGGGAAGUCGAAGGUCCUGGCGAAGGCCAAGGAGGCCUACCAAUUCCGACCACGGACAUACGAGACCGUAACCACGAUCACUGCCAUCGCGACUCACACGAGCGCCCCCACGUUCAGCUUCGGCGCUGAAGAGAGGGAGGACGACAGCUACCAGGUGGUAGGCAGGAAGAGGCUGAGAGGAAGACCGACGAAUGUGGCUGCAGCCCAACGUCAGGCUCUCUUGGACCCCCAGCAGACCAGGAUCAACUUCGAGGCGCCGGGGGUGCGAUUCGCAAGCCCGGUAGUCAGCGGUGUCGACACCACCGCCCUGCCGCCCCGAGCGCCCGAGCCGGCUACCGGACCAACGCCUACCGCCGCCGCCAACCCUGCGGUCACUGCCACUCCGAACCAACGCGACGCCGAGGGAGACACCACGAUGGACUCGAUCACCGUCGCAGGCGAUGAAAAUUAG